Molecule: messenger RNA, 1110 nt
Organism: Arabidopsis arenosa
Lineage: Eukaryota; Viridiplantae; Streptophyta; Magnoliopsida; Brassicales; Brassicaceae
Source: the annotation of a GenBank genome assembly
AUCUAACAAAACUCUUCUACUUAAGCAUGGUGGUUAAUCAGAAGAUAUCCGGCCUUGCAUCCGCUAUGAACGCCAAAAUCAUCGGUUCAGGCGAGCGAUCAAUGGUCCUGGCACACGGUUUCGGAGGCGAUCAGUCGGUUUGGGACAAGAUAAUACCGGUCUUGUCUCAAUCCUUUAAAGUUUUGGUCUUUGACUGGUUGUUCUCUGGAGCCAUUAAAGACCAAACUCUUUAUGACCCUUCGAAGUAUAACUCCUUAGACGCCUUCUCUGACGAUCUCAUUGCUCUUAUGGAGGAGUUGAAGUUUGGUCCUGUCGUGUUCGUAGGCCAUUCCAUGUCGGGGAUGAUCGGUUGUGCUGCUUCUAUUAAAAGGCCUGACUUGUUUAAAAAUCUUCUCCUUAUUGCUGCUUCUCCAAGGUAUAUAAACAGUGAGGAUUACAAAGGAGGGUUUGAGUCAAAAGACAUCGACACAAUCAUCUCCAACAUUGGCUCCAACUACGAGGCUUGGGCGGUUGAAUUUUCCUCCGUCGUGGUCGACCCGAGAGACUAUGUUUCGGUCCAAAGGUUCGAGAAGUCCCUUAAGAAGAUGAAGCCCGAGACGGCUCUUGCCUUAGCUAAGAUAGUGUUUGGUAGCGACGAGAGAGAGCUUUUGGGACAAGUGUCAGUGCCUUGCCACAUCAUACAACCAGGAAACGACGUCGUAGUGCCUGUCUCCGUCGCUUACUUCAUGCAGGAGAAUAUUAAAGGGAAAUCGACGGUGGAGAUCAUCGAGGACGCGAUCGGGCAUUUUCCACAGAUGACAUCACAUUUGGAGCUGCUUAGCGUCAUGAGGCGCCUCAUCGAGUUUUGAGGCUUAUAUAUAAAAACUUUGUGUCGAUUGAUCGAGAUUCUUCUUGUCUAUAAAUUAUAAUAUCGUAUUACUAAUAUAAUGGAGUGGGUCUAUUAUUAGUAUUGAUAUAUGUGUUUGUGUAAUGUGAAUGUGUUAUUUUAUUUGUAGCACAGAGUUAUUUCCAAUAUUAGUUCUGUUUUUUAAAAGAGGGAGUGAAAGUGAAUAUGUUCUAAGAUUGUUGGUUUUUCUGUUUUAAUUUGUUGAAUAAAACAUUCUUACCAAC